Molecule: messenger RNA, 3234 nt
Organism: Ictalurus punctatus (channel catfish)
Lineage: Eukaryota; Metazoa; Chordata; Actinopteri; Siluriformes; Ictaluridae
Gene: inhbab
Product: inhibin subunit beta Ab
Exons: 2
Coding region: 830-2071 (413 amino acids)
Biological process (GO): BMP signaling pathway; SMAD protein signal transduction
Cellular component (GO): extracellular region
Molecular function (GO): growth factor activity; cytokine activity
Source: RefSeq, a predicted model, not a curated record
UGUGCAUACGAGAGAGAGAUAGAGAGAGAGACAGAGCAUGAAUGAGUCUGUGUGUGUUGCGAGAGCUAUGUUGAGCCUUCGCCUCUCCAUAACGCUGCAUCCCGGGACAGAGUUAAAACACCAAGCAGGACAGCAGCAGAUGGAUUGAUGCCGGGAGAGAGAGAUAGAAAAAGAGAUGUACAGGCGUGAGGAAAGUGUGACAGAGAAAGCAUGCGUGAGUGAGUGUUAGGAUCUUUCUGCCAGGGAAGAAAAAAAAACUGUUACACAUAUUACUGGGGGAGUUGCAGAGAGAGAGAGAGAGAGAGAGAGAGAGAGAGAGAGAGAGCAAAAAAGGAAAGUAGAAGUUAGUGACUCAGAAGUAGUGAGGAAGAUAGUAAUAAACUGAGAGGGAGGAAAGAAGGGGGAGGAAGGUAUAAUUACAGAGAGAGAGAAAGCGAGAGGGUACACACAGUGGAGACAGAGAAAGAGAGAGAGAGAGAGAGAGAGAGAGAGAGAAAGAGUCAGAGAACUGUCUAACCCUGCCCACUUUCUACAAAACCAUUGAGCUCCGGUGUAACGAGCUGCACUCUGUCAGGUUUCUCCUCUCCAGAGCUCUGCCAUCUCUGGUCUCUGCAAGCUCAUCAGGACCGAACUAUAACCAGGACCGGGACUAAAAUCACAGGAUCAGAAGCUCCAGGACCUUGACAGCUUCCUAUUUUCCAGCAUGUUCACACCUUUCGGAUUAUUUUAGCUUUCUUUCCACGCUCACUUUGUUUUUAUUUUCCUGAGGGUGGCCCGGUGCUCAUCCACUCUAGCUGGAACCUGAUCACGAGAAGCGGCGGUGCCCACAAUGCCCUCUCUCGCCUUGCUGAUGGCUCUGGCACUGCUCCUCUCCGGCUGCCUGUCUGGACGCUGUUCCCCAACGCCCUCGGGCAUGCAAGGCACGACUCCUCUAGAGAGCGAGAGACAGGAAGGGUCUCGGGGGGCUGAGCAGCAGGAGGAGGGUGGUCCGGUGAGUCCGUGUCCGUCCUGCGCCCUCGCCCAGUUAGACAGGGAUUCGGAGCCUGGCAUGGUGGAGGCGGUCAAGAGGCACAUCCUGAACAUGCUGCACCUGAGUGCACCGCCUAACAUUAGCCAUCCGGUGCCCCGUGCUGCCCUGCUUAAUGCCCUGCGCAAGCUGCACGUGGGUCGUGUUGCACAGGAUGGCACGGUGGAGAUCGAGGAUGAAGCAGAGGACUUCGGAGGACACAGCGCGGGUGAUGAGCAGCCGUCUGAAAUCAUCACCUUUGCAGAACCAGUUGAUGUUCCUGAUACGGUGAAGUUUGACAUCUCUAAGGAGAGUGCCGGACAGGUGGUGGAACAGGCCAAUGUGUGGAUCUUCCUUAAACUGGCAAAGGGAAGCCACGCGAAGGGAAAAGUUUCCCUGCAGCUCCUGCAGUCCCCGAGUGUGAGUACAGAUUCGAAUCCAGACCCCCAGGAUGAAGUGUUGGUGUCUCAGAAGAUGGUGGAUGCCCGGCGUAGUGGCUGGCACACCCUGUCUAUAGGAGCCAGCGCGCAGGCGCUGUUGGACAGGGGCGGUGGAGAGCUGCGUUUUCGUGUGUCGUGCCCGCUGUGUGCUGAUGUGGGUGCAGUGCCAAUCCUCGGUGAAGGAAAAGGGAAGGAGCACUCGCAAUCACACCGCCCGUUCCUGAUGCUGGUGCUACGUCCGGCUGAGGAUCGGCAACACCGGCGCAGCAAGCGUGGCCUUGAGUGCGACGCCAAUAUGCGCGCGUGCUGCAAGCGCCACUUCUACGUCAACUUCAAGGACAUCGGCUGGAGCGACUGGAUCAUCGCACCCUCGGGUUACCACGCCAACUACUGCGAGGGUGAGUGCCCAGGCCACGCCGCUAACAUGGCGGGUACGGCGCUUUCGUUCCAUUCCACCGUCAUCAACCACUACCGCAUGCGUGGCUACAGCCCGUUUGUCGGCAUCCGGUCGUGCUGCGUUCCCACCCGUCUCCGCGCCAUGUCCAUGCUCUAUUACAACGAAGAGCAAAAGAUCAUCAAGAAGGACAUCCAGAACAUGAUCGUAGAAGAAUGUGGCUGCUCAUAAAAACUUAACCACAAACCUUGUGGAACUCUUAUAAAACUGCUUAGCCAAGGUCGAAGCACAUGAUUGGUGGAUUAGCAGCCUAGGCUGGCCCACAAACAUUUCUUGAACUGUCAUUGCUUUUGACUUGAACAUGCUCUGUUCAUGAACUGUUCUAUUCAGGACUCUUGAUUUGAGUGAUCUCUGUGGCACUUUCAUAUAAAUGUAAACAAAACAACAACAACAAAAAAAAAAAAAAAAGAGAAAGAGGCGUAAUAUAUUUUUGUUAUUUGAAGGGAAAGCGGAAAUAUGAGGGAACAGGUGCAUGGUCAGGAUAAAAUGUUGUUCCGUGUUCUCUGCGCUGCAAUAAAAAAGAAGCAUCUCGGAAAUAUGAAUCCGAGGGGGAAAAAAAAAAAAACGAACUAUGCAACUGGUGUUAUUGGAUGUUCAUUUUGUCGAUCAAUGUUUUUAUGGUUUUCUCUGUGAACCCUUUUACAACAAAAAGUUGGUUGUAUUUCUGUUUUGAAAAAAGAAAAUACUUGAAGAAAAAUAGUUGGACCAGCUACUGGAGCCAAACUAUUAUUAUUUUUAUUAUUAUUAUUACCUAUAAAUUAUGAAUGUUGACGAAAAGUGAUCAGGAUUUGCACUAAACCAACAUUCUUAUAUCAGCCACACAAGAAUACGAUGUACAUUUGGAACUUUAUAUAUAGUAUACCAAAGAUCCUACGUAUUACUGGCUUUCAGAACAAUUCUUCUUAACGCCCAGCUCGACUGAGGUAUUAGCCCAAUUAGCACCAAUACACAGCCAACUAUACGUAUCAUCGUCUAAUCCAGUUUUCUUCAGUGUUUCCUUAAUGUACAGUUUUCAUGCAACUUUAUGGUCCAGGCGUUUAAUGCCAUGGUCUUACAGCCUUCCUACAAACCCCAUCAUGACACCAUGCACCAAGAUAAAAUACGAGCUUUUCAUGAACGAAAAUGACUGACAAAACAAACCAUGAUAUGUUGAAGGAAGCUUUUGGAUGUUGAACAUGUUGACUUUUUAUGUAUAGAUCUCUAAGAUGAGGUGACACGAUGCAUUGUUGUACAAAAUGUGCUUGUUAUGUUUUAUAUCUAAUUUAUUUUGCAGCAUACUCUUUGCUUCACUAUUAAAGCUGAACUGUACAAGUAAUCCUCUCGUGCUGAUUUUG